Molecule: messenger RNA, 1255 nt
Organism: Saccostrea echinata
Lineage: Eukaryota; Metazoa; Mollusca; Bivalvia; Ostreida; Ostreidae
Exons: 3
Coding region: 112-726 (204 amino acids)
Source: RefSeq, a predicted model, not a curated record
CAUAUCGACAAAAUCAAUCCUAAACCUGUUCAUUACUUCAUUUGUUGGCUAGGUAUCUCCGUUAGUGCAUUGAUAUUUGUUCUUAUUUAAUUAAUUAAUUGGAUUUUUGGCAUGGGGAAACUUUUUGGAGCGGCCAGUUUGCCCAUGAUGGCUUGUAUUGCCCUCUUGAUCGGGGCAAUAUUUCAGAUUCUGGGCUUCGCCGCGCCCUACUGGGCGUUUGAUGGGACGUAUGAUGUUGGCCUGUGGAGACUAGCCCGAUGUCAAUUUAGUUACCAUGUACAUUGCUACAGACAGGACCACGUGGAAUAUUUUACUUCAGAUUGGCUCAAAGUAGUACGAGCAUUUGAAAGUCUUGGAAUUAUAUUUAUGGUGCUGCCACUCAUAAUAAUUCCUGUGUAUAUGUAUGUUUCCCUGGGCCUUUAUUAUAAGUUCAUGAUGAUGUGCACAUGUGUGUCUUCACUUGCAUCAGCUCUGAGUAUCAUUAUUGGUGUGUCUGUCUACUCCGUCAAUGUAACACUGAAUGACUGGGAAAUAUCGUGGUGUCUCUAUAUCUGUAUUGUGGCAUUUGUUGCCACAUUGUUAGCCUUCCUUAUUCUUAUUGUGGCAGCCUGUAGCAAACGUCCCCCUGAACUCAAACAGAUCAUGGUGCCUGACCAUUCCACACUCCAUGUCCAUCCAACAAAACCCAGAUUUGUUAUGAUAGCUGAUUAUUCAUAUCCUGCAUAGACAUGUGAAUGAGAAGACCAGCACAGAAAAGAAAAACCAAGGAAAGACUAAAAUGUAGCCUUACAUUGUGUUGUUAAAAAUGUGACAUCCAUUCUAAACCUUGACCAGUGAGUGGUCUUAGAAAAGGAAAUGCUUGAUGCACACAUAUUUUCUACAGUAAUCCAGUUUAAGAAAUUUUCUGCUGGUGAAGAGAGAUAUGCAUUUGUGUUUAUAAUUACUUGGUUCCAAGUGUGCAAAACUGUAGUUAAUAAACUAACUUGUAGAAUGUUCUGGUAAACAAAUUUAUUUAAAAAUAAUACCCAUAACAUUUAUAUUAGUAAAUUUGCUUAGGAAUAUUGUCAUGGAAAUGACAUUUACAACAGGAAUACAUGUAUAUAUAACACGUGAAUAAUGCAAACAUAUGAUUUCAUUGCUAUAACAUUUGUUGUACAUGUACUGGAGAGUUAUUGCACAAAUGUCUGACAUUAGCGUUAGCCUAAAAAAGAUCCAUCAGUCCUGAUUGAGUCAUAAUGGUCCCAAUUCAUAUGUC